Messenger RNA from Mucor velutinosus, 1425 nucleotides. RefSeq lists its product as uncharacterized. Gene Ontology annotation, biological process: neuron projection development; microtubule cytoskeleton organization. The transcript is spliced from 3 exons. Gene Ontology annotation, molecular function: microtubule binding. NCBI's taxonomy places the organism in Eukaryota, Fungi, Mucoromycota, Mucoromycetes, Mucorales, Mucoraceae. The record is from RefSeq and is a predicted model, not a curated record. Gene Ontology annotation, cellular component: neuron projection. The coding region runs from base 1 to 1425 and encodes 474 amino acids.
AUGGCAUCCUCUUCUACAAAUAGCCAUCGGAAAUCCGGUGGACUAAAAAUGACAACAACGUCCAUUCGCAUAGGAUCUCAACCAUUGACGCCACCAGACUCUGGUAAGAAGCCUUUUGUUUCUCCAUCUACUUUGAGCAACAAUAGGAGCACCGGCAGUAGCAAUAAUAGUAGGAGCAGUAGCAGCGCCUCAACUGCCACACUCACUAGAAAGCCCUCCCAAUUGCCCAAGCUAGAUACUGCGGCUCGUCAGCAGCAUAAACCAGCGAGUAGCGAUAGUAAUGACAGCAAAGCGAGUCGAGAAUCAUCUCCAAAACACAUUUCAGUUACGAAAAGUACGCCACAGCCAACAAAUAUAAAGGGGCCUUCCAUAUUGAAGAGUGAUAAAAGCAGUAGUACGUCAAAGAGAUCGUCUAUUGCCUCGCCAUUGACCUCAUCUCGACCAGGUUCCGGUCAUGUGAAGCCCAGACCAAGUGGUAGUACCAAGCGAGUGUAUGACGAAAACUUGAAUACCCUGAAAGAGCGCAUCACAGUCAACGCAACAGCAAAAGUGGGCUCCAAAGACAACAUCAAGCACAAACCUGGAGGCGGGUCGGUAGAGAUUUACCACGACAAAUUGACAUUUGUCAAGUUCAAGGAAGUCAAAUCAAAAGUAGGUUCCAAGGACAAUAUCCAACACAAGCCAGGAGGAGGUCUUGUGCAGAUCUACGACGAUAAAUCAGUGCUUAUCAAGAAAGAGGUCAAAUCAAAAGUAGGAUCGAAGGACAACAUCAAACAUAAGCCAGGAGGUGGCCAAGUAAAAAUUUACAAUGACAAAACGAUUCUGAUCAAAACUAAGGAUGUCAAGUCCAAGGUAGGAUCAAAGGACAACAUCAAACAUAAACCUGGAGGAGGCGAAGUCAAGAUCUACGACGAUAAAUCAAUUUUGAUUAAGUUUAAGGAUGCCAACUCAAAGGUAGGCUCUUUGGACAACAUCAAACACAAGCCUGGCGGUGGAGAAGUCAAAAUAUACGACGAUAAAUGCGAGUUCAUAAAAUCAAAAGAGAUCAAUUCCAAAGUGGGUUCUCUUGAUAAUAUCAAACACAAGCCUGGAGGUGGCGAUUUAAAAAUCUACGACGACAAGUUUGAGUUUAUCAAGUCUAAAGAAAUCUCAUCAAAGGUCGGCUCUUUGGGAAAUAUAAAACAUAAGCCAGGAGGAGGGGAUCUGCUAGUCUAUCACGAAAAACUAUCUUUCAAAGAUACAGCAAAUCCUCGUAUUGAUGUCGGCCCCAAACGACGAGUCAAGUCGAGUCAAAGUAGCCACUCAAAUAUGGUAUCUCCAUCGUCUUCUAUCAAUGAAGCAAUGAGUCCAAUAAGCAUCAGUACAGAGCAAGACGAAUUAGACAGACAAGAAUCCUUGGUAACCUCCCCUAUUUCAAUGGAUUGA